CCCUAUUGUCGAGUUUGAACGACUCAAAUUCGAAAAACAGUCUAAUCUCGGCCAUGGGGGGUACGCCUACGUAAUGAAAGCCCGACAUCUGGACUGGAAGCAGGACGUGGCUGUCAAAUGUCUGCUGACUAGCAAGAUAGAAGGAAGUGAGCAGGAAGUGCUGUAUUCUGAAGCAAGGAAACUGAACCUUGGAAACAGAUCAAACCACGUCAUCAGUCUGCUGGGGGUCUGUCUGGACCCAAACUUCGCCAUCGUGAUGCCCUACAUGGAGAACGGCUCUCUGGCCGGGCUGCUGCGGGAUGUGGACGUGCCCUGGGUCCUGAGGUGGAGAAUGGCGCACGAGAUCUCCCUGGGGAUGACUUUCCUGCACUGCCAGAACCCACAGAUUCUCCACUGUGAUCUGAAGGCAAAGAACGUGCUACUGGAUGGAGACUUCCGCGUGAAGAUUUCAGAUUUUGGACUGUCCAAGUGGAAGAUGGGAUCUCGUGUUGUCACCAAAACCAGCCCGGAAGGAAGCACAUUCACGCAUGCGCCGCCGGAGUAUUUCUUGUAUAUCAACCUCGGUGCAACUGACAAGUUUGACGUCUACAGUUUUGGAGUCCUGCUAUGGGAGAUUGUAACAAGAAAGCAACCAUAUGGGAAUGCCGUAAGCCCUGCCCAAGUUAAGUUUGCCGUGACGUCAGAACAGCGACCUGACAUGACCCUGGUCCCUACAGACCCGCCUGACGUGGCCACAGUCAGUCAGCUGAUGCAGACAUGCUGGAGCCAGAACCCGGAGGACAGGCCACCAUUCAACUACUGUGCUGACCAACUUCACCAUGUGAAGAACAGGUUUAGCCUGGAGGAGAUUCUACAGGCCAUCAGCACUGUGGUAAAGAAUAAGGUACAGCCGUGUAAGAAGAUGAAGUUGAUGGGUUUUGAAUCAUCAUCAUCAUCAUCAACAUUUUCACUUUAGUCGUACAGAAUUAAACUAUUAUGGUGUCAAAGACCUUCGAACGAAGCACUGAGUAGUAGUUCGCUCCUUAGAUUUAUUCGCGACUCUAUGUAACUAUGUAUAGUAGCGAACUAUUGUCCGGAUCGUACCAAGGCAAUUGUUGUCUGCCCUAUUACUGUAAAAAUUGGACAUAACGUUAACAGUGAGGUAUGUAUAUAGUUUAUGUAACUGUCUUUGAUGUUAACGUUUAAGCAGGAUUACUUGAAAAACAUGUCUUAUAUAGUUCGAGUCCAUUCCAAUCACCAUGGGGGUUUUUAGGUGAUAUUUGUAAUUAGUCUGAAUUAUUUUGAAUAAAAGAAUA
Molecule: messenger RNA, 1295 nt
Organism: Branchiostoma floridae (Florida lancelet)
Lineage: Eukaryota; Metazoa; Chordata; Leptocardii; Amphioxiformes; Branchiostomatidae
Product: receptor-interacting serine/threonine-protein kinase 2-like
Exons: 6
Coding region: 74-955 (293 amino acids)
Biological process (GO): protein phosphorylation
Molecular function (GO): protein kinase activity; ATP binding
Source: RefSeq, a predicted model, not a curated record